Messenger RNA from Nannochloropsis gaditana CCMP526, 685 nucleotides. RefSeq names its product uba thif-type nad fad binding protein. The transcript has a single exon. The annotation marks the transcript as partial. Gene Ontology annotation, molecular function: ubiquitin-like modifier activating enzyme activity. The record is from RefSeq and is a predicted model, not a curated record.
CCAGGGGACGUGCCUUCCUGCGCAGAGGGAGGGGUGCUGGGUGUGCUGCCGGGUGUGAUUGGUUGCAUUCAAGCCACGGAAACGCUAAAGCUCCUAACGGGCAUAGGGAAGCCUUUGUCAGGACGCAUACUCAUAUACAAUGCUCUGGACAUGACCUUUCGCGAAUGCGGCCUUCAACGGGAUCCGAGUGCCCCUAAAAUAACUUCUCUUAUCGAUUACGACUGCUUCUGUGGCGACCAAAAAGGGAACAAGCAGUCAGAGAAGGAAAACGCUUCAAUGGCAGAAGCAACGGGAAAUAGUGCCUUCCAGCGUAUCUCAGUCAAAGAGGCUCGGCGCAGGUUGGAGGAGGAUGGAUGGGCGCCCUUCGUGCUUGAUGUCCGAUUGCCUCAAGAGGCGGAGAUCUCAAAGCUUCCUUUUAGUGAUUUGCUAUGUCCACACCGGGAGGUGGAGAAAGUAGCGGCGCAGCUCCCACGGGAGCAAGACAUUCUGGUGUACUGCAAAGUCGGUGGUCGCUCGGCUCAAGCGUGCGAGAAGCUGGCGGCGCUUGGAUUCACAAAUCUUGUCAAUUUGGAUGGAGGGGUUAUUGCAUGGGCUAAGGAGAUAGAUGCUCGCUUGCCAACAUACUGAAACUAAAAACUGACAAAGAAUAAGUAAAGACAUGCAUGGGUGGGCCGUGUGCCAAGAU